GGGGUUGUCAAUCACUGCCGAGGGGCGACCGCAAUUGGAAAAUUUAACUUAAUUUGUUAUCUAACUUUUGGACGUUGAUCGUUUAAGGUUUUGAGCCCGGGCCUUCCGAAUGGCAGUACGUAAUCACAUCAACCAAAAAGAAAGGAUGCCUCUAACAAAUUUCUAAAGAGAUGAAGUAUUAACUAUAAAAUGCAAUUCGAUGCCAAAUUCAAUAUAUCCCUAGGAGAACAAAGAUCAUGGAAUCAAACGCCGGUUCAGAAAGAAAUAAAAGCACACUCGCGUACACAGAUGAACCAAAGGCUACAGAUGGCAUUGUUGCAGGUAUCACGGGCCCUAGAAAAGAGCUUUCAAUACCUAUGGGGAAGUAUCCCAGCUUCUUCCAAGCAGAGGUGUUCGCCAUUACAACAUAUGCCGAAAUCAUACGGAAAAGGAAGACCGUAAACCAACAUGUAGCUUGCAGUGACAGACAGACCGCACUAAAAGCAAUAUCAUAUCGUACAAUUGAGCCUUAUAUGCUCAACUGGGUGCCGGGACAUACAAUUAUUAAAGGGAGUGAAAUAACAGAUAUACUUGCAAUAGAAGCUCGCUCGAUCUCGCCUGUUGGAUUAGAGCCAUUCUUCCUUUUAGGUCCUCACUCAUUUAAAGAUGAGAGGAGAUAAGAAGGGAAGAAAUGAAUAUAAGAAAUAAAUACUGGUACUGGUCACUAGUAGUGACGGGAUGAGACAAUCAAGGAAAUUUAUAGAAGAUUUACAAACAUAAAAUUACUUAGUAAGAAUAACUUAAGAACACUGACAGCAUUUCUUACAGAACAUUGUAGACUGCGUUGGCAAAUAUAAAUUCUCGGAAUCGCUUCACCGAUACACUCACCUGUUUGAAUGCGAAGCUGUCACUUGAAGAAGACCGAUACAUCGAGGAUUCAUUCAGCCCGAGCAAAAUCACAUCAAAUUACUCAACUCCUCUAACCUGCUGCGUUUUAUAAGGGCACGAGGACUGGAUAAAAUCCGAGGGCGCAAUAGACCACUGGUCGCGGUGCAUAUCCUCCUUACACAUCUAUCUAACAAGCUGUGUUUAAGCGUGGUGAAAGGGUAGUGACGAUUAAUUCGGUCCUACUUACUCGCAGAAACGACAGAUUUAGCUUCAAAUCGCACUUGUCCUAUACAUCUGGUUCAAACCCCGAAAUCUUCACAUUUCGGUAUUCUAAAAAUGGUAAACCAAUGUAAGCGCCCUGCGAUCUCUCCACUGGUGCAGUCAAGCUUUGAACCAAUGAAAAUUCUUUAUCUAACACGCAUCUUCUUACACUGCACCCUUCGGUCAGGAAAUCCAACUCGAACGGAGUAAAAAAUGCCGAUACUACAUAUCAGCUCAGCGGAAACUCACCAAAGUCGUUAACCUGUUGUUGAUCGCUCUAACUAUAACUUACUAAAGGAACCUGGAAAGCUCACUAAUAGAGACAUCAACAUGGUUUCCACAAAGUGCACUAGCCAUUACUCCACUAAAGUGAAUCAACUAUAAGUUAUCCUGACAAACUUUAAAACCCAGAAAAUUUAAAAAAAAAAAUUAAAAUUAAAUAGACUUCAUAUCGUGGAACUCCCUACAGGAAAACCUUUAUCUGUUAUGCAGCUGACAGCUCGGUCUUGGCAAUGGACAAUCUAGUUCGAAGCUGAACGGCGGGUUCGAAUCCUGACAUUUCUCACUCCUUCAUGGUAAGGAACACAACACUUUUCCCCCAGACAUCUAUGAUGAACCUUUUUACCAGUUGGACGGAGUACUCGAUAGAUUGAUAUGUUAAAAUCUAUUACGUCUAAAGCCUAAAAAUCAUUAAAUAACCGAAGCUUAUUGGUAACUGUUGCGAUCGAGUACAUACAAAACUGUAUUUGGAAAUUUUCAUUUUAUUCAAUUUAUUACAACAAAUUCUGUUCAAUAUAAAAAAAAAAUCUUUAAA
Messenger RNA from Ceratitis capitata (Mediterranean fruit fly), 1942 nucleotides. RefSeq lists its product as uncharacterized. Bases 237 to 659 code for a protein of 140 amino acids. The record is from RefSeq and is a predicted model, not a curated record. NCBI's taxonomy places the organism in Eukaryota, Metazoa, Arthropoda, Insecta, Diptera, Tephritidae. The transcript is spliced from 2 exons.